Molecule: messenger RNA, 1358 nt
Organism: Scleropages formosus (Asian bonytongue)
Lineage: Eukaryota; Metazoa; Chordata; Actinopteri; Osteoglossiformes; Osteoglossidae
Product: G-protein-signaling modulator 1-like
Exons: 5
Coding region: 208-1338 (376 amino acids)
Biological process (GO): regulation of inflammatory response
Molecular function (GO): protein binding; GTPase regulator activity
Source: RefSeq, a predicted model, not a curated record
GUGAGUCUGCACUGUGUGUGUCAGUCAAGCCUCAGUCCAUUCUACGGAAAAUCUGGUGUUUCUGUGUUUGUUUUUUCAACUUUCUGUCGCAGGCUUAAAUUACGGUACCUUCAGCUGCUGUUGAUUCAAGGAGGUGAUGCACAGCAAAGCAGAAAAAAGAAAAGGAAACAGGUUUACAUGUAGGCUGGUUGGCUUGUGUUGAGGUCAAUGGAAGUCAGUAUUGAUGUUAGAGAUGAAACUACAGAAGCAGAGUUCUGUGAGCCGCUUUUCAUCUACGAGGAAGGGGAUGAAGUACAACGGCAUGGAGCUAACAGCAGAAAAAGUGGCAGAAGAGUGCAUGCUCCACAUGUACAUAUAGAAUCUGAAGAAUGUGAAGUUGGAAACAAGGAGGCAGAGACAGAAGAUUCAGUGGAGAUACGCAGGAUGGGACAAGAGGAGAUCGAGGGAGAGAAAGGCCAAGUGAAUAAAAAGGAGCCAGCACAACAAUGUGAAGAGGAGGUCAAUUUGGAGGGAGAGAGAGAAGAUGAGGUGAAUGAUGAGAGAAAGACAACAAAAAGCAAAGAAACCAAGCUAGGAGGGAGUCUGGGUGGGCCAAGCAACGACGAAACAGAGACAGAAGCAAAAUGCAGAGACAUGCAAGCUGGGGCUGAAUCUGAGAAAGAGCAGAAAACAAGAGGCACUUUUGCAGAAAAGGAUGGAAAAAGGAGUGACAUGUUAGGAACAGACGUGGGAACACAGGUUGUUGACCAACAAGCUCCUAAGCAGAGAUCUAAGGAUACAUUGAGUCCCCAGGAUGCACAGAAACAGAUGCGCAGGUUAACCCCUGACUUUCCUGACUCCCUAUAUGAGCUGCUGUGCUCUAUUCAGGAGGGUAGAAGGCUCAAUGACCAGCGUUGCUCUUUUACACCAGAACGGAGGUGUCACUCUGAGCCAAGCACCCCUGUCCCACGACACAAAGUGAUGUUCUCAUCAAUGACAUCACUCCAAAAGGAGGAGUUUUUCGAGCUAGUGGCUACAUUCCAAGGCCGUCGGCUUGAUGACCAGCGUGCGGAACUGCAGCGUAGUCCAUCCUCUCCAGAACCUCCUCAGUUUAAAGUGAACAAGAAGAAGAACAGCAUAAAGGAAGUGGAAUUAAAGGGAGUGGCCACCAAAUCAGCUCCUAAAGAGGAUCUGUACAACAUGAUUCUUACUUCUCAAGCCCAAGGGAGACUAGAGGACCAACGCAGUGCUGCUCCUGGCCCCAUGGAUGAUGAGGACUUCUUCUCCUUGCUCUUGAAAGUCCAAGGUGGGCGAAUGGAUGAACAGAGGACGGAGCUUCCUAUGGCACUCCAAUACUAAUGCCAAGAACAAGUUGGGAA